GCCGGCCGGCCACCACUCUCUUCAGUGCUCCUGUCCGAGCGACCCGUUCCCGCACGAUUCAAUGCGAAAUCAAUUCGGGCAGCAGUAAGUUAAGUUAGCUGGCCAGCCGCCGCCUAAACCAUCCAAGAUCCAGCUCCCGAUCCGAUCCAGCAAACAAAAGGCAGCCAAAGGAGUAUUAGUUGUUUGAUUCUGACUCUGAUUCCUCCUCUUCUCCUGAUCCAACUCUGCAUCCGUCCUCGUCUUCUUCUUGCUCCUGAUCCGUGAAGCUCCGGCGGAUCCGCCAAUGGCUGCGGCCGCUGGGUCGGUGCUCCGGCGGCUCUACCUCUCCGCAUACAACUGGGUCGUCUUCUUCGGAUGGGCGCAGGUGCUGUACUACGCGGUCACGGCGUUGCUGGAGAGCGGCCAUGGCGCCGUUUACGCCGCCGUCGAGAAGCCGCUGCAGUUCGCGCAGACCGCCGCGUUCAUGGAGAUUCUUCAUGGGCUUGUAGGGUUGGUGAGGUCUCCGGUAUCAGCAACCCUUCCACAGAUUGGGUCAAGGUUGUUCCUUACAUGGGGUAUCUUGUGGAGCUUCCCUGAGACACGCUCUCAUAUUCUCGUUACUUCCUUGGUAAUAAGCUGGUCCAUUACCGAGAUUAUUAGAUAUUCUUUCUUCGGUAUGAAGGAGGCACUUGGAUUUGCACCUUCAUGGCUUUUAUGGCUCAGGUAUAGCACCUUCAUGAUAUUGUAUCCUACCGGUAUCUUCAGUGAGGUUGGCCUAAUCUACAUUGCCCUGCCUUACAUGAAGGCAUCAGAGAAAUACUACAUUAAGAUGCCUAACAAAUGGAAUUUCUCCUUUGACUACUUCUACGCAUCUGCAAUUGCCAUCGGCGUCUACGUUCCAGGAGGGCCACACAUGUUCACUUAUAUGCUUGCCCAGAGGAAGAAGGCCCUUUCAAAGGCAAAGACUGCAUGAAAUUGCUGAAUGCUUUGCAGUUGGAGUAUCUUCUAAUGUGACGUCUGAAUGUGCCCUCCGGGCUCACGUGUACUACUCGUUUUCUAGCAUAAGUUAGUUAGCGGGGAGUGUCAUUAUUAGACAUGAAACCCAACAUGUACUGUAAGUCUGUAACAGUGGUGAUUGUUGGAUUUUCCAUGGUUUAUGAAUGAUUGAUCAAAGAUGAUCUUCCAUGUUUA
This is a messenger RNA of Brachypodium distachyon (stiff brome), 1170 nucleotides long. Its product is annotated as very-long-chain (3R)-3-hydroxyacyl-CoA dehydratase PASTICCINO 2A. The record is from RefSeq and is a predicted model, not a curated record. Bases 284 to 952 code for a protein of 222 amino acids. Gene Ontology annotation, biological process: fatty acid elongation; sphingolipid biosynthetic process; very long-chain fatty acid biosynthetic process. Gene Ontology annotation, cellular component: endoplasmic reticulum membrane. The transcript has 9 exons. Gene Ontology annotation, molecular function: 3-hydroxyacyl-CoA dehydratase activity. NCBI's taxonomy places the organism in Eukaryota, Viridiplantae, Streptophyta, Magnoliopsida, Poales, Poaceae.